Messenger RNA from Symbiodinium natans, 1353 nucleotides. The record is from the annotation of a GenBank genome assembly. Lineage: Eukaryota; Dinophyceae; Suessiales; Symbiodiniaceae.
AUGUCUGCCACAAGCCCAGUGAGUUCUACCGCCCCGUCGUGGCUUCUGGUGGACAAUGAUGAUCCCAUCGGCCGACUAGAGGAGCACAUUGGAAAGGUGGUUGAGUACUUUGGACCACAUGCUCGGGAGAUGAUCAAGACAUCCAUGGAUCAAGAUCAGAUGAAUUCAGAGAACCUCAGAAAGAUGGAGGCGGACUUGAGAAACGCUGGUGAUUCCGAAUGUGCAGAUCGCAUUGUGAAGCAUGUCAGGACUGCGGCAAUGCACAGCUUCAAGCAAGUACGCCCAAUGCGACGCCAUAUUCAGGACAUUGCUGAUCUCCUCAAUGAAAUCAUGGAUCCCCAGACUCUGACGGAUGAGGAAAGUAUGCGUGCGAUCCUGUUGGGUGUUCAUGAGUCGGCCGACAAGGCUUGCGAGAUUGCACGAGCUGGUCAGGAGAAAUACGAAGAACUGGCCGAAGAGCUGGCAAGUAUGCAGGGGGAGUACAAGACAAGGAUGGUGAAGGCCAAGCAAGACUGCCAGGAACAAGAGCGAGUGGCACAAUGCAAGGCAAAGGAGGCGAACGCACAGGGAUGGUCAUCAGCCGUCAGUGGAGGUGGGUCUGUUGUAUCAAGCAUGGUUCCCCUGGGCAAGGGUGGCCUUGGCGUCGUGGCCCUGUCAGGAGGCGCAGAGGCGUUAGCAAGUGUUCCGUUGAUCGGCAGUGCCCUCACCAGCACGACGACAAGCUACGUGACAACCCAAGUGGCAGCCGGUGGCUUGUGGGGCUUUUUCGGAGGCACGGUCCCACAAACAGUCGCGAUCACCACCGUCGCAUUCAACCCUGUAGGGAUCAUGGUCGGGGUUGCCUGUGCCGCUGGCUUUGGCAUUUUGGCGGUGAAAUGUGCUGCUGAUGCCAGCCAAAGUAAUGCCCAGAAGGAAACUGCCCUGGCUGAGAGAGCCGUCGCUGAAAAGCGGGCGGCAGAAUGCACAGCUUUGGUGGAGAAUUCGGAGAAAAGCCAGCAGAUUGCCACGAAAAUGGCAAGCUCCGCUGGGACGCACGGGCGUUUGUGGUUUGGCGUGUCCCAGUCUGCAGAAGCUGCUGCACAAGUGUUUCAGAGCCUAUCCAAGAUCGAUCCCCGCAAACGGCGUCCGGCCUUUGACAAGAAGAUGGACCAGUACAUCUUGGACUUGUCGAACAUGGUCCAGGCCAUUGAUGAGUACUUGUUCUACUUGGACAAGACCGGCUAUGCUCCACCAAACUAUGGAUGCGCAAGCGUGGUAGGCCCCAAGCGGUAUGCGGAGCUGACAAAGCAAUGGGCAGCUGCAGCAGCCCAGGUGCGGGACCGAUCCGCAACACCCAGCAUCGAUGCAGCUUGA